CAAAAUCAAUCUCUCAGUUUAAACCACUCCCCGAGCCUCUUGUCGCGAAAGCCAAACCCUCAACUAGACACCAUGGUCAAAUUUACUUCAAUUGCCCUCGCCGUUGUGGGCGCCAUGGCUUCUCUUGUCGCUGCGGACAAUUGCCAGACCGGUCUCCAGUACUGCGGCUACGUCCUCUUGAGGAAAGGAAACUAUUAUGCCCAAAUCACUCAAGCGUUGCACGAAGCGAAGAUGCCGACCGACCCACGGCACGUCCAGAAUACUCUUUUCCAAUGCAUUGGUGGACCGAACGGCGAAAUCAAGAUUAUCAAAUUCUGCGGAGCGGCUUGCCAUGAUGGAGGCAACAACCACAGCGAUACUUGCUGAUUAUCGAUCAACCGCGAGAUGCUCGCGAUUCAAUUAUGGCCCAAUGCUUUUCCACACUCCAAGGAAUCUCGGCGAUUUUUGAACUUUACAUUUUUGUGGUCUGAGUCGUGUACUUCGAUUUUGAUACCUGGUAGAGCAAAUGCAAGAUCUCGCAUAUCAAGGAUUGGA
Molecule: messenger RNA, 534 nt
Organism: Coccidioides immitis RS
Lineage: Eukaryota; Fungi; Ascomycota; Eurotiomycetes; Onygenales; Onygenaceae
Exons: 2
Coding region: 73-366 (97 amino acids)
Source: RefSeq, a predicted model, not a curated record